Messenger RNA from Sclerotinia sclerotiorum 1980 UF-70, 579 nucleotides. RefSeq lists its product with no specific name. The transcript has 2 exons. The record is from RefSeq and is a predicted model, not a curated record. Lineage: Eukaryota; Fungi; Ascomycota; Leotiomycetes; Helotiales; Sclerotiniaceae. Bases 1 to 579 code for a protein of 192 amino acids.
AUGGCUCAACAUUCAGCAUCCAUUUCUAAUGGUCUCAAUGAUCUUCAUACAGAUGUGAUUGCAACUUUGGAAGCGACGCCCACGGGAAAUACUAGAACUAGAGUUUUCUACAACGAAAGCAGUCCCGGACGCAGUCGCCUGUUGCAAUACCCUUCCGGCCGGAUGCUAUUUCAACAUUUUUGCAACUUCGCUGAUCGAGGGGACUUCGUGAAUCAUUUGAAUGCAAUUGGACACUCUAAACCAGGUCCUCCUCUAGAAUACUAUGGAACCACUCGACUCUUAACUCUGCGCUCCCUAGUGGCUUUCAUUCGAGAUCACCCGAGUUUCAAAUACAUCUUAUAUGCGACAGUCACGGCGGAUGUCACAAUCCCACCAAAUACUGGCCAGAUAUCUCUUUUACCGGCAAGACCAGAUGGAAGAACUAGGUUGAUGGUACAUUGGCUUUGCGAUUUGGAUGACGGUGUAAUGAAUGCGGAGAUUUCUAAUUCCUUAGAUCUAUCUCUAGAGGUUAUUGAACCUGAGGCAUUGUUACCGUCCAGUAUUAGACCUUUCAAUGUCUAUACUGUCUUCUAUGAAUAA